This is a messenger RNA of Diaporthe citri, 2214 nucleotides long. RefSeq lists its product as uncharacterized. Bases 1 to 2214 code for a protein of 737 amino acids. The record is from RefSeq and is a predicted model, not a curated record. NCBI's taxonomy places the organism in Eukaryota, Fungi, Ascomycota, Sordariomycetes, Diaporthales, Diaporthaceae. The transcript is spliced from 4 exons.
AUGGCUCUGUCUUUGCUUCUGUGCCUGCCGCAGCUUGUUCUGGCGACGUCGCACCUGCUUUCACGACCGCAUCAUGAUGCCGCCUUCAGAAGGGCAUCAGACGAUGGGGCUAUGACCGAUGCCCCGGAAGUUGACGCCGCCAAUUCCACCUUUGCCUUCAAGUUCACCUCGGUCGCUGAAGCCAGCACAUUUACCCUCUACUCGAACUCCACGCUUGAAUCUCUGGAAGUGCCACUGCCCUGCAAGACGGCCCUGGGCAGCGAGAUCAACUGCCACGGAUUUGUGCAACGCUUCCGCAUGCCAGCGUGGCGCGGGACACCCUCAGACCCGUACCUACUGCCGCUCUUGUGCGCGUCGAGCUGUGCCUCGUCGCUCAACUCGUGGGUCGGCGCCGUUCGUCGCGACUGCCGGGGCUACAACGUCUCAGCCGCGAACCCCAUCAGUCCCGGCGCCACGAUGCUCGAGGGCGUGCGCGAGACGUGCCAGGUGGACGAGGACGGGGAGACGUACUGCAACGAUGUCAUCGACAGCUUCACGCUCGUCGAGAGCAUCGACAAGAUGCCCCUGGCGGAGCUGUGUAGUUAUUGCAACGUGCGCCGUUACCAGAUGAUGCAGGCCACGCCGUACAGCGUCUACGACGACACGUACCGCCAGGACUACCUUUACAUCCAGUCCAAGUGCCCCAACGCCACGGGGCCCACCGACGUCCGCCCGCCUGAGUACGAGGUGCCCGUCACCGAGGAGCCUCUCUGUGUGUCGGGCAAGACGAUCCGCACGACAGGCGCAUCGGGAGCCGACAGCAGCUGCAGCGCCAUCGCCGCGACUUACGGCCUCAGCUCUGCCGCGCUCUUCUUUGCCAACAGCCACGUCCGCACGGGCGCCGACGGCAGACCGCUCAACUGCAGCCUGAUCCCUGCCGGCACGGAGCUAUGCCUGCCGUACGGCUGUACCAAGUCGGCGACGUUCACCGCCUCCGACACGUGCUCCGGAAUCGAGAUCGCCAACGACGCCCAGAUCGGCGACGUGGCCUUCUACAACCCCUGGGUCGACGCCCAGGGCUGCAGCAACCUGGCCCCCUCGAUCGAGCAGCUCGGGAACCGGCUAUGUCUCUCGUCCCAGACCGAGGGCUGGGUAUACACGCCCCCGGACAACGGGACGGGUGGCGGCGGGAACAACAACGGCGGGAACGGGCCUGGCGGGGGCUCGGGCUACGCGGACUUUGCGGUGGCACCACCAGGAGGCGUCGCCGUCGCGGCAGGGACGACAAGGGCGUCGCUUGCGGAUGGAAAUUUCAUCUCCCAAGAUGAGCUGAAGAGGAUGAACCCCUCCUUGGCAGAAGACGGGUGUCCCAUCAUCGUGGACAACAGCUAUUGUGUUGAGGAGAACUACGGGUCGCCGCCAGUCACCACACCAGGAGGUGUGCCCACAACCACCAGCACAGCUCGUCCUACUACCACAACCGGGAACGGCGUGGCCACUCCGCUGCCCACGCAGUCCGGCAUGGUGUCUAACUGCGCCAAAUUUGUCUUGGUCAAGGAGGGCGACGGCUUCUGUGGUGACAUCGCCAAAAGAGCAGGUAUCACCACCUCUGACUUUUACAAAUGGAACGCGGGUGUGGGCGAUGGCUGCCAGAACCUCUGGCUGGAUACGUACUAUUGCGUAGGUCUGAUCGGCAUGACCACAACGUCAGGACAGCCACCGGCCACGACGACGACGGGCGGACAGACCACGACCACCACCUCGCCGGGCAACGGUGUCGUCACUCCGAAGCCCACCCAAACUGGCAUGGUUUCUAACUGUGCCAAAUUUGUCCUCGUCAAAGAGGGCGACGGCUUCUGCGCCGAUAUCGCCAAGAAGGCCGGGAUCUCCACGGCCGACUUCUACAAGUGGAACGCAGGCGUCGGCACCGGCUGCGAGAGUCUCUGGCUUGACACGUACUACUGCGUCGGCCUCAUCGGGGCGACGCCGACGACGGCGCCCCCGGCCACCACCACGACAAAGGGCAACGGCGUGACCACCCCGACGCCGACCCAGGGCGGCAUGGUCUCCAACUGCAGGAAGUUCCACCUUGUCGUCAGUGGCGAUACCUGCGCCAAUCUUGCCAAAAAGUAUUCCAUUACUGAGUCUAACUUCUACAAAUGGAACCCGGCCGUCAAUGAUGGCGGAACUUGCAAAUUCCUGUGGCUAGAGACAUAUUACUGUGUCGGUCUGUAG